CGCCAGCUGCUCGUCUCUACCUCACCGCGGUACCGGACAUCAGACGCCGCAAGGGACAUAAAAGACGAAAGAUAGCCUAAACUUUAUAGUUGCAUCCAGAUUUGCGUUGAUUAGUUGUGGUGUUGGUUACUUCUUAAGUGGUGUACCCUAUCUAUAUUGUGUCGUUGUGAAGAAAAGUUGUUGCUGGGCAGUCUUCAUAAAGGUUGAAUUGUGGUCUCAACAGGUCUGGUCUGGCCUCACAUGUAGCUCCUCUGUUCUCUGUGGAGCAGACAUGCCUCGCUAGCUGUCUCUCACCUCAGUUCUGUCUGUGGCUCGCCGUUAUCACCCUAACCUCCAGUUAUCACCCCAACCCCCAGUUAUCACCCCAACCUCCAGUUAUCACCCUAACCUCCAGUUAUCACCCCAACCUCCAGUUAUCACCCCAACCUCCAGUUAUCACCCCAACCCCCAGUUAUCACCCCAACCUCCAGUUAUUACCCUAACCCCCAGUUAUCACCCCAACCUCCAGUUAUCACCCUCACCCCCAGUUAUCACCCUCACCCCCAGUUAUCACCAUAACCUCCAGUUAUCACCCUCACCCCCAGUUAAUACCCUCACCCCGAGUUAUCACCCUCCGUCCUCACCUCCAGUUCUCACCCGCAACUCACCGCCUCACCCUCACCUUCACCACUCCCCCUCAGCUCCCACCCUACGCCCUCACCCCACAGCCCAUACUGUCAACCCCCACCCCCCGCCGGACCAGUGUGCCUUUCAGGAUGAGUGACAGGGGCCACAGCGUCCGGCAAUCCUUCCACCUGCAGCGCCGCUUGCACUCCGCCCACGCCGGCGACAUGGCCCCGGGCCCCAACGGUUACCCCAGCCUCAGCCUGGACAGGGGCCUGGACAGGGGGCUGGACAGGGGGCUGGACAGGGGGCUGGACAGGGGGCUGGACAGGGGCCUGGACGAGCCAGACCCUCAGCAUCCUAAUCCUGACAGCCGCCUCUACUCUCCUGUUUCACUGGAACUGGACCCCGUGGCGGUGAAUAAUGGAUCAGGCCUUCCCUGCAGCCCAGCGAGCCGCACCAAAGAGCCAGCGCUGCAGAUGGUCCACGGCAGCCGGCCCUCCUCCUCCUGCCCUCCGCCCUUCCCUGCAGCCAGCUGGACGCCCUCCUCCAAGCGCUUCCCCAGCCCUUACAUCACCAAGACCAGCAUGCAGGGGGAUGUCUACAACUUCCUGGAGAGACCUGCUGGAUUGAGAUGCUUCCUCUACCAUUUCCUGGUGUUCCUCAUGGUGCUGGUGUGUCUGAUCUUCAGUGUCCUGUCCACCAUAGAACAGUAUGCAGACUUCGCUAGCGGAACCCUCUUCUGGAUGGAGAUUGUGUUGGUGCUGUUUUUUGGGACAGAGUACGUGGUCCGCCUCUGGUCUGCCGGCUGUCGGAGCAAGUACGUGGGUCUGAAGGGACGCCUGCGCUUCAUCAGGAAACCCAUCUCCAUCAUAGACUUGAUCGUAGUCAUCGCCUCCGUCAUUGUGCUGAGUGUGGGCUCCAAUGGCCAAGUGUUUGCCACAUCGGCCAUCAGGGGGAUUCGCUUCCUGCAGAUCCUGCGCAUGCUACACGUGGAUCGUCAGGGGGGAACAUGGAGGCUUCUGGGAUCUGUAGUUUUUAUACAUCGACAGGUUGGACUACAGCUCACCGAGUUGUUUUCGUUCUUCUUUCCAUGUCCUCCUCAGAUCUGUGGCUCCACACGGACACCAGAGCCCUGUUUUCACCACAAGUUCUCUGAACUUUUA
Molecule: messenger RNA, 1769 nt
Organism: Hypomesus transpacificus
Lineage: Eukaryota; Metazoa; Chordata; Actinopteri; Osmeriformes; Osmeridae
Product: potassium voltage-gated channel subfamily KQT member 1-like
Exons: 6
Biological process (GO): potassium ion transport; transmembrane transport
Cellular component (GO): membrane
Molecular function (GO): voltage-gated potassium channel activity
Source: RefSeq, a predicted model, not a curated record